Molecule: messenger RNA, 720 nt
Organism: Aspergillus piperis CBS 112811
Lineage: Eukaryota; Fungi; Ascomycota; Eurotiomycetes; Eurotiales; Aspergillaceae
Product: putative 2-haloalkanoic acid dehalogenase
Exons: 1
Coding region: 1-720 (239 amino acids)
Source: RefSeq, a predicted model, not a curated record
AUGCCCAACCACGUCGUCUUCGACGUCGUCGGCACCUGCGUGUCCUUCGAUGCCUUCUACGCCACCAUCGAGCGCACGCUCGGCCCCCAACUCAAGGCGCACAACAUCACCGCCCAAACCCUGGGUUUUACAUGGAUGACCAACGCCGAGCUGCAAUUCACCUUCCUCUCCAUCUCCGAAAGCUACAAGCCCUACAAAAUUGUCAUCACCGAACUCUUCUACCAAACCCUCGCCAUGAUCGGCAUCUCCGACCCCCACAGCUUCGCCACCCCCGAACAACGCGACGCCUGCGUAGCCGGAUACGCCGCCCUCGAGCUCCGUCCCGGCGCGCGCGAAUGCUUCGCCAAGCUCCGCGACGCCGGGUUCACGGUUUGGUGUUUGACAACGGGUGAUACGCAGCGGGUGCGCGGAUACUUUGAGCGAGCGGGCGUAGAUAUGCCGUUGGAGAAUUUCCUCAGCUGUGAUACGGCGGGCGUGGCGAAGCCGGCGUUGGCGGCGUAUCGGCCCGCGUGGGAGAGGUUGGGUAAUGAGGGUGGGGAGAAGUGGUUUGCCGCGGCGCAUUUGUGGGAUGUCACUGCUGCUACGAAAGUCGGGUUCCGCGGUGCUUAUUGUACGGUUUAUGAGAAGGAGGGGGCUUAUAAGGUGUUUGAUGCGCCGUUGGAUGUGGUGUCGGAGUCGUUGCCUGAGAUGGCGGAGAAGAUUAUUGCUGCUUCGAAAUAA